ACGAAGAAAAGACUCUCUUUGGGUAAAGAUAAGAACGGCCAAAGCGAGCCAUCGAUCGAGUUCCCUCCUCUAGCUUUCCCCCACCCUUUCCCCGGGAAUGGACGACGGGACCGCCGAUGGACGGCCCGUCGGCGGCACCGAGUACAGCUGGUGCCGGGCCGUGGAGGGCGGGACCGGCAUCACUGUCCUCGCCCUCCUCCUCUCCCGACCUGUCUCCCGCCCCCUCCUCGAUUCCGCUCUCCACCAGCUCCAAUCCUCCCACCCUCUCCUCCGGGCCCACCUCGUCACCGUCGCCUCCAGACACCCCUUCUUCGCCAUCGCCACCCCCCGGUCGGAAGUCCUCCGGCUCCUCUCCUCCUCCGAUCUCCUCCUGCCGCCGCCGGCAUCGGCGUCGGCGGUGUCGGUUUCGCCCUUCCACGCCCUCUUAGAGCAUGAGUUCAACCAGAACCCCUGGUCCGACGGGGGCCCGACUCACCAGGUCCUCUUCGCGACACUCUACGAGAUGCCCGAGCCCGGCCGGUCCACCCUCGCGCUCCGGCUUCACACCGCGGUCUGCGAUCGCACCUCCGCCGUGGCGGUCCUGAAGGAGCUCCUGGCCUUGAUGGACGCUUCGGGGGAGAGAAUCCACGGAGAGGCGGAUGGGUUCAAUCGGGGGAUAGAUGACUUGAUUCCGAAGCAGGACGCCUGGAAGCCGUUCUGGGCGCGGGGGAAGGAUUUGGUCGGCUACUCGUUGAACGCCCUGAGGACAUCGACCCUCCGGUUCGAGGAUGCUGCCUCCGAGCGGCGGUCGCAGGUGGCGAGGCUGGUGUUGGGCACCGACGACACCCAGAAACUUCUCACCGCAUGCAGAAAGAGGGGAAUUAAGCUGUGUGGAGCCUUAUCAGCUGCAGCAAUGGUGGCUACGCGUGCAUCAAAACAAUGGGACAAUGAUCGCUACGAGACUUACUCGGUCAUCACCCUCAUCGAUUGCCGCAAGUAUCUCGAUCCGCCUCUGCAUGAUCACAACAUCGGAUUCUAUCACUCGGCCCUCAUCAACACACACAGCAUUCAUGGGGGAGAAGGACUAUGGGAGGUCGCGGAGAGAUGCCAAUGCUCCUACUCCACCGCCAUGACCAACAAGAAGCAUCUCAAAGACAUCGGCGAGGUGAACUACCUGAUGGGCAGGGCCAUCGAUCACCCCCACCUCACCAAUUCCUCAGCCCUCAGAACCGCGCUCGUCUCCGUGUUCGAAGAGCCCGUCGUGUACGAGUCGUCGGCGGCGCUGCAGCACCAGCUCGGCUUGGACGACUACGUCGGCUGUGCUUCCGCCCAUGGGGUCGGCCCCUCCAUCGCCGUGUUCGAUACGAUCCGAGAUGGCCAGCUCGACUGUGCUUGCGUGUACCCUUCGCCGCUCCACUCGAGGAAGCAGAUGCAGGAGCUUGUGGAACAGAUGAAGAGGAUUCUGAGAGGAGAUGAUUGUGAGAAGAGCACAAAGUAGACACACCUCUGAGUGUUCCAUUAAGAAGAGGUUCAGAAACUACUUGUUGCAAAAGAAUCUGCAUAGUUUCAAUGAUCUUUACUACAUUUUCAUAAUCGAAAAAAUUGCAUUUGAAAUUUAAAUUCA
Musa acuminata subsp. malaccensis (wild Malaysian banana) is the source of this 1603-nucleotide messenger RNA. RefSeq lists its product as uncharacterized. Lineage: Eukaryota; Viridiplantae; Streptophyta; Magnoliopsida; Zingiberales; Musaceae. The record is from RefSeq and is a predicted model, not a curated record.